AUGGUGAAGGUAUCUUCUCUUUUUUUCAUUUUCGCGGCUAUUGCAUCCACAAAUGCCGCCAUUUUACGUCGCCAAUCGCCUAAAAAUGGUCUCAGCGUAACAAUAGAGAGUAUAGAUCUCUACUGUUCGUUUCUUCCAAAAGAAGCCGGUGGAAAUAUUGGUGCAAGCGAAAGUGAUGCUAUCACAUUCUGCACUCAAGAAAACCCUCCCAAUGCACCGGGCGCCAAGCUUUUCCCUGCAGGAUUCCUUAAGACAGCGCAUUUUCUUAAAACAGAGAAGUACGUCCAAGUCACUGGCACCAUUGACGGUUCUGCGUACGGAUUGAGCUCAAGUGAUGGAGGUGGCCAAUAUGAUAAUCAAGGCGAUGGUUCCCCUCCUGGUGCAUUAUGCACAGGUUAUGAGAAAUUUGUGAAUCUUGUCGAGCCUGAUAUUGGCUUAUUCUGUAUUCGUUGUUGUACUGAUCCUUCCGAUUGCAAUACUGGAGAAAGUACUGAGGGAUGUCAGAAAAUCAUCCCUGGUAAUUACACUUGA
This is a messenger RNA of Rhizophagus irregularis DAOM 181602=DAOM 197198, 531 nucleotides long. RefSeq lists its product as uncharacterized. NCBI's taxonomy places the organism in Eukaryota, Fungi, Glomeromycota, Glomeromycetes, Glomerales, Glomeraceae. The record is from RefSeq and is a predicted model, not a curated record.